Molecule: messenger RNA, 1641 nt
Organism: Rhodofomes roseus
Lineage: Eukaryota; Fungi; Basidiomycota; Agaricomycetes; Polyporales; Fomitopsidaceae
Product: cytochrome P450
Exons: 14
Coding region: 1-1641 (546 amino acids)
Molecular function (GO): oxidoreductase activity, acting on paired donors, with incorporation or reduction of molecular oxygen; iron ion binding; heme binding
Source: RefSeq, a predicted model, not a curated record
AUGUUGCACAAUAUUCUUCAAGUUGUUCAGGCCGCGAUAGCACUUAGCAUUGCUUGGGUGCUAGGGCGAAUGGCUCGUUCGCACCUCACAUAUGCGCGCCUUCGCAAGCUCCGAGGGCCCCAGUCUAUGUCCCUUAUGACAGGGAACCUCAAACAAUGGUUUGCCCGCGAUGGGGACGCCUUUCAGCGACAUGUCGCACUCGACUAUGGCUCUGUGGUCAAGAUACACGGAAUGAUGGGACGACCUAUCCUCUAUGUAUCGGACCCAUGGGCCCUGCAUAGCAUCCUAAUCAAAGAAGAGCCUAUCUACCAACCAAGUAAAGCAUUCAUUGAGAUGGCACACAUCCUAUUCGGACCGGGCUUAUUGGCCACGCGAGGCAUCCCUCACAGCAGACAGCGAAAGUUACUCAAUCCAGUGUUCUCGAUCAACCACAUGCGUCGCAUGCUUCCCAUUUUCUACGACGUUGUGUACAAGCUGCAAGAUGCCAUGCGAACAACCAUCGAAGGCGGCAAAUCCGAGACUGACAUCCUUGGGUGGACGGUGCGCGUCGCGCUGGAACUGAUUGGUCAAGGGGGCCUUGGAUGCUCAUUCGAUCCUCUCGUGGAGGAGAGGCGUGAACCAUUUGCGGAUGCCAUCAAAGCUUUCAACCCAACGAUGGUCCGUCUUGCGGUAAUCCGCCGCUUCAUCCCCUACGUGCAAGUACUCGGCCCUCCCUGGUUCAGACGCAAGGUCGUGGAACUCCUUCCGAAGACAACAAUCAUCCGGCAAGUCCACGACAUCGUCGAUACGAUCAACAGUCGGGCGGCACAGAUCUAUGAGGGAAAGAAGGCGGUGCUGCAGCAAGGAGAUGAGGCCGUCAUCGAACAGCUCGGAGAAGGGAAGGAUCUGAUCGGCAUCUUGAUGCGAGCGAACAUGGCGGUAGAUGAGACCGAGCGGCUCCCAGAGGAUGAAGUUGUUGCACAGAUAAGUACAUUCGUUUUCGCUGCGUUGGAAACCACCUCGACAACGCUGGCGCGCAUCUUGCACCUACUCUCGAUGAACCAAGACGUUCAGCGGAAGCUGCGCGAGGAACUCCUUGAAGCUCGUGCGGUCGAGGGAAUCUCCUACGACGAACUCGACAGUCUUCCACUGUUGGAUAGUGUUUGCAGGGAGACACUGCGACUUUACCCGCCUGCUACCAAUAUCGUCCGAGUAGCCCAGGAGGACAACAUCGUCCCGCUCUCUCAGCCGAUCACAACAUCGGAUGGGCGGACGCUGACAGAGCUAUUUGUGCCCCAAGGUACUGAGAUCCUCAUUGGCACGUACGCGUCGAACGUCAACAAGGACCUGUGGGGCCCGGACGCGCUCGAGUGGAAGCCCCAGCGAUGGUCACAGCUCCCGUCUGCGGUUACUGAUGCACGGAUACCGGGAGUUUACUCAAACCUGCUCACAUUCUUAGCCGGCAAGAGGGCUUGCAUAGGCUUUAAAUUCUCGGAGAUGGAAAUGAAGGUCGUCCUGGCCGUCCUGCUCACACACUUCACUUUCGACUUGACCGAGAAACCGAUCGUGUGGAACGUUGCUGCGAUACGCUAUCCGACAGUGGGGAAGGAGAGUACUAGACCCGAGAUGCCUCUCAAGGUUGGCAUAUACCGAUCCGCAUAG